UUUCGCCGUUUCUCUCGUCUUCCACCCACGAUCUCUCCUCUCUCCUCAAUUUCCUCCCCCACAAGAAAGAGAGGGGAAAAGGGAAAAAAGAUUUGAUCUUGACUCUCCUCGGAUGAUCAUCCCAAUUGAACCUCUCUUCAUGGAAUCCAUCUUCUUCUUUGGUGUCGGUUCCGCGAAUUAGGGUUUCUUUUUGGCUGAUUGCGGAGGAAAUCAACUCAGAUUCGCUGGUGCUUGAGCCAAAGUCUUGAUUUUUAGGGUUGUUGGGGUUGGGUUUUUGCUCCUUGGAUCUGCAGGAGGGGAGGUGGGUUCGGGAUUCGAUCACCGGAUUUCGGGUCAUUAGAUGUCUUCAGCGACGUCGUCGUACUGGUGCUAUAGGUGCAGCCGUUUCAUUAGGGUUUGGAGCCAAGAUUCGAUCACUUGCCCCAAUUGCGACGGCGGAUUCGUCGAGGAGAUCGAGAACGCGCCGCUGCCGAUCCCCAGCGAUGCUCGCCGCAGGAGAUUCCCCACCGCCGCGAUGUACAUGAUCGGGUCGAGGUCGAACCAGGAUCAAAAUCCCGGCCUGGGCCUGCGCAGGAGCCGCAGGAACGGGGGUGACCGGUCUCCGUUCAAUCCAGUCAUCGUGCUGCGCCGGCCGUCCGAUGGCGGCAAUGAUGGUGGCGAGAGGAGCAGCUAUGAAUUGUACUACGAUGAUGGUGGAGGGUCCGGGUUGAGGCCCUUGCCUGCGAGCAUAUCUGAGUUUUUGCUCGGAUCCGGCUUUGAUAGGCUGCUUGACCAGCUCUCGCAGAUCGAAAUCAAUGGUAUUGGGAGGUUUGAGCAUCCGCCAGCAUCAAAAGCGGCAAUUGAGUCUAUGCCCACAAUUGAAAUCGGUGAGGACCACGUGUCAACUGAAUUGCACUGUGCUGUUUGUAAGGAAUUGUUUGAAUUAGGGUCUGAGGCUAGAGAAAUGCCCUGCAAGCACUUAUAUCAUACUGAUUGCAUAUUGCCUUGGCUGUCAAUGCGCAAUUCGUGCCCUGUGUGCCGCCACGAGCUGCCGGCAGAUACCCCAGAAUCCCAGGAGUCGAAUAGUGGUGAAAAUGUUAGGUCGGAGGAUGAGGAGACAGUAGGUUUGACCAUAUGGAGGUUACCUGGUGGGGGAUUCGCGGUGGGACGGUUCUCUGGUGGAAGAAGAGGUGGCGAGAGGGAAUUGCCGGUUGUUUACACGGAAAUGGAUGGUGGGUUUAAUAAUGGAGGAGUGCCUAGGAGAAUUUCUUGGGCUGCAAGAGGGAGUAGAGGUAGAGAGAGUGGUGGGAUCAGGAGGAUUUUGAGGAAUCUGUUUGCUUGUUUUGGUGGACGGUCGGGAUCGUCAGUUGCUUCAAGUUCUGAGUCCAGUUUGGAUUCAACUGUGAGAGCUAGGUCGAUUUCGACCUCUAAUAUGCCCUCUUUGAGGAGGCAGAGGGCUUUAGCUAAUGCUGCAAGCAGGAGAUAGGGCAUAUUCUUUGGGCUAAGGUUCCAGUGCAGAAGGGACUGAAUAUUAGUCAGGGAAGGAUCAGUGUAAAUAGAAAGGUGAUGUGAUGUUCUCUCAAUACUUGUUCUGCUGGGUUGACAAGUUGAUCACUGGAUUGAUGAAGAGUGAAAAGCAACGUGAUGUUCUGUCGAUGCUUGUUCUUGCGGGACUUUGAGUUAUCUUCUGCAAGGAAGGAUUUAGUGGGGGAACUGCCUGGUUCUUAAUGGAUGAAGCAGUAGCCAAAAUUUUAUGAGGAUCACUGUGAAUUGCAAGAAAGGAUCUUGUUUUGUGGAGAAGAAGCAGGUCCACAAUCUCAUGUACCCCACUGACUGUUCCAAGUCGACGUGCUGGUUUAGCAGGAUUUAUGGCAAUCUCUUUUGUGUAUUUCCCUUUUCUCUAUCUGUUUAGAUAGGACGCAUUUUGUUGUAUUCGUCAGUGUUAUUUUUUUUUCCCAAAGCAAUAUGAUAACGCUUAUGCAGCUGAAGAAUGAGUAAGUUGAAUGCUUCUCUCUGCUAAA
Molecule: messenger RNA, 2000 nt
Organism: Rhodamnia argentea
Lineage: Eukaryota; Viridiplantae; Streptophyta; Magnoliopsida; Myrtales; Myrtaceae
Product: probable E3 ubiquitin-protein ligase RHC2A
Exons: 1
Coding region: 341-1465 (374 amino acids)
Biological process (GO): protein ubiquitination
Cellular component (GO): cytoplasm
Molecular function (GO): ubiquitin protein ligase activity
Source: RefSeq, a predicted model, not a curated record